Molecule: messenger RNA, 246 nt
Organism: Closterium sp. Naga37s-1
Lineage: Eukaryota; Viridiplantae; Streptophyta; Zygnematophyceae; Desmidiales; Closteriaceae
Source: the annotation of a GenBank genome assembly
AUGUCUGGCUUGACAAUGGUGUUGGAGCGACGGAGGAGCUUCAAUGGGCGGCAUAACGAACAGCCGGGAGCGGUGAGAGGGCCGGUGGAGGACCAGGUGGGAACCAUGGGGAGGGCGGUGUCUGCAGGGGAGAUGGUGGCAGGGAGUCGGGCUCCCAGCAGUGUUGAUGCUGCUGGGCCUGUGGUGUUUGCAGGAGAUUCUACCGCUGCUGCUGCUGCUGCUGCUGCUGUUGAUGUUGAUGCUGAG